GCGUCUAAUGCCUGUGCUGCACUAGUUCUGUCAUCAACUACCCUGUCAAUUGCGAUUGGCAGUGGGAAAAGGCCGCGGUCAGUUGGUGAGCUGCAACAAACCAUUCAUAUGGAGAGUAAGAUACUUGAGGAGAAAGCUCAGUUGCAAGAAACCCGACAGAUUCUGGAUACAACGAAAGAUAUCCGAAAUCAAGAUCAUUUACUCCGGGAAACAACUGCUAGACUGAUUGAAAAAGAUCUGUUGGAUGAGUCAUAUGUAAAGAAUUCAGGACAAAAGCGACCUUACUUUAAGGUUGUCAACAACGUUUCUCUUGACAAAAGAAUUUCAUUAUGGUCCGAUAAAUUGGGUGAAGAUUUUAUUCCUGUGAACCUGACUCAUUUUGUACCUGGUGGGACAAUUAUCUUGGAUGGGACAGCCUGGGACGUCCCAGCUGGGACAGUCUGGGACAUUAAAAAUCUUGUGGGACGCUGUCCCACCACAUCACUGCCUGG
Funneliformis caledonium is the source of this 491-nucleotide messenger RNA. The record is from the annotation of a GenBank genome assembly. Lineage: Eukaryota; Fungi; Glomeromycota; Glomeromycetes; Glomerales; Glomeraceae.